AUGACGACGACGAUUUCGAAGACGAAGAUGAAGAAGAUUACCGGUGGGUGUCUGCGCGCUUUGUCGUCGCUGUCUUCCUCUUCAGAAAGGAAUUUGCCUUCGUCGAACUCACUUCAGGUCGCGACUGCGUUUGCGAAUUCGAUCGAAAGCUCGUCCAAAGCGGAGAAAAUUUUACGAGAUUUAGCACAAAAAAUCUCGGAAAGCGAUCGAUUAUACUACGACGAAGCGAAAGAAACACUCACGGACGGAGAGUACGACUUGUUACGGAUGAAAUUUGAAGCGGUGGAGAGAAAGUUUGAAGAGUUGCGAGGGAAAUUUGACGACGGGAUGUACUCGCGGGUAGGGAGCGGUAGGUUGGCGUCUUCGUCGUCGAAUUCAUCCUUUGAGUAUAAGAAGUAUAAACAUUUGUCGCCGAUGCAAAGUUUGAAGAACGCGUUUAACGCGGACGAGGUGAGAGAGUUUGACGAGAGGGUGAGGAAGAGCUUGGUUGAAGUUUUGCCGGCGGCGGCUUUGCAAAAAGUAGAGUACUGCGCAGAAUUGAAAAUCGACGGCGUUUCCGCGAGUUUGCGAUACGAAAACGGGAAACUCGUCCGCGCGUUGAGUCGCGGGGACGGCGAGUUUGGCGAAGACAUCACGAGACACGUGUUGAGUUCUUCAUGUCGAGACGUACCGAGAGAAUUGGGUGGAGAAGGAUCGUCCUACCCGGAAGUCUUUGAAAUUCGCGGCGAGGUGUACGUAGAAGAAGACGCUUUGGAAAAAGUCAACGAGAGGAAAAGUGCAAACGGAGAAACACCGUUUAAAAAUGCGCGAAACGCCGCCGCAGGGGUCAUGCGCAUGAAAGAACAAAACGUAGACGUUCCUUUAUCGUUCAUUCCGCACGGUUGGGGGACAGAAGGAGGAGACCGCGCAGAAUUGUUCGAGACGCAAAUUGAAUUUUACGAAAAGUGUCAAAAGUGGGGGUUUUCCGAUUUAUGUUUGACCAGGAGCGCGAUUUCCUCUGAUUUGAACGAACUCUUCGCGUUCCACGCGAAAACGUACGAUUUAAGAGACACGUUGUCGCAUAAAAUCGAUGGCGUCGUGUAUAAAAUAAAUGAAACGCGUUUGCGCGAUCGGAUCGGCUCCGACUCGAGAGCACCAAAAUGGGCCAUCGCGCACAAGUUCGUCGCGGAUGUUGCGAUAACGACGUUGAAAUCCAUAGAAGUGCAAGUAGGACGAACCGGCGUGUUGACACCAGUAGCUAUAUUAGAACCGUGCGAGUUGAACGGAGCAACUAUACGUCGCGCGACGUUGCACAACUUUUUCGAAAUUGAACGCAAAAAGAUUCAGAUUGGCCAAGACGUCGUCGUCGAGAGAGCCGGGGACGUCAUUCCAAAAAUUAUUCGCGUCGCCACUGACGCUGAACGGAUAACGAGUGAAGAAAACGCGAAAGAGGCAUCCUCCUCUUCUUCGUCUUUGGGAGCAGCGCUAGGUUUAUCGUCAUCGUCAUCAACGUCGUCGUCGUUAAAUCUGGGCGGCGCUUCUGCCUACGCCGCGCCGAUGUUGUGUCCGUGUUGCAACUCGCUCGUCUCUCGAGACGCCGAGGACGGCAUGGUUAUUCGAUGUAACGCGGGUUUGAAGUGUCCAGCGCAGAGAACCGCGAGGACGACGCAUUUUGCCUCUAAAAAAGCCUUAGACAUUCGCGGUUUAGCUGAAAAGCAAAUCGAGAAACUCUUUGAGACGAACGCCAUCGAGCGCACGUCGGACAUUUUCACGUUGGAGGAAAGAUUUUACGGACCGAAUAGAAACGAGGAAGAAAUGCCUCCUGUUUGGGCGCGUUACGAAAACCCCGCGCAAAAGAAAAAGCACGAGUUUACAAAAAACGCGCUGAACAUGUUCGCUGCCAUCAACGACGUGAAAACGAACGGCGUUCAGCUGGCAAAAUUCAUAUACGCUUUAGGAAUACCGUUCGUCGGCGAAGCGACGGCGAAGGAACUCGCGAAAACGUACAAAAGUUUAGACAAGUUCAAAGAAGCGGCGGAGCGUUAUCACGAAACUGGGAGUAGAGCGGACGAAGAGAGCGACGUCGACGAGAAGAACGGCAUCAAAAUCUCUCUCGAAGCUGUCGAAGGCGUCGGCGAUAUCGUCGCGAAAAGCAUCGCCAACUUUUGGAGCGAGCCGAACAACGCCAACGAGGUGAAACGAAUUCUGGACAACGGCGUGAAGAUUCUUCCCGUUUUUGGAGGCGACGUGUCAUCAUCCUCAUCCUCAUCGUCAAGAACGAACAACAACAUAAACAACAACAACAACAAACUCUCCAAUUUAAAAGUCUGCAUUACCGGCACGUUCACUUCGAAAUCGCGUUCCGAAAUCCAACGAGACAUCGAACGCCUCGGCGGUUCCGUCUCCAACGCGCUCGCGAAAUCCACCGAUAUCCUCUUAAUCGGCGAGAACCCCGGUAAGAGUAAACUCGAAAAAGCGAGAGAGAUUGCGAAGAGUAAAGGAGGCCGCAUCGUACUCGUGGAAGGUUUCGAGCAAUUUCAAAAGGACUGGUUAACCACGAUGGAGGAGGAUCGGGAUGAUGAUGAUGAUCGGGAGGAAUAA
Messenger RNA from Bathycoccus prasinos, 2580 nucleotides. Its product is annotated as DNA ligase, NAD-dependent. Bases 1 to 2580 code for a protein of 859 amino acids. Gene Ontology annotation, biological process: DNA repair; DNA replication. Gene Ontology annotation, molecular function: DNA binding; DNA ligase (NAD+) activity. The transcript has a single exon. The record is from RefSeq and is a predicted model, not a curated record. Lineage: Eukaryota; Viridiplantae; Chlorophyta; Mamiellophyceae; Mamiellales; Bathycoccaceae.